Molecule: messenger RNA, 666 nt
Organism: Asterias rubens (European starfish)
Lineage: Eukaryota; Metazoa; Echinodermata; Asteroidea; Forcipulatida; Asteriidae
Exons: 3
Coding region: 1-660 (219 amino acids)
Source: RefSeq, a predicted model, not a curated record
AUGGAACAUAUCAAGACCCUAACGUAUGUAAGAGGAGUGAUGAUUCAUGAAGAGACCAGGCAGCGUACGUACUAUCAAGACGUUCUAGUAGACUGCAUGAGAGCUCUGGAAACCAUGAAGGUGCAACAGCAGAACAACGUGGGACCACGAGAAAAAGACUUGAUACUGCUGGGGAUCUUCCAUACGUCGAUGAACAUAAGCGAAACAAUAGGCUACUUCAAGCCCAAAGAUGUUAGUAAAGAGCGCAAGAGAUCCCGUAAUGUCUACUACAUCAGAAGCAAGAGGGUUUGCACCAAGACCUUUCGUUUCCUUCAUGUCAUCAGCAAGAAUAAGGUAAGUGCAGUGCAACAAUGGUACCGGGAGCAAUGGCUUACUCCACGGCGUAAGAAGUCUGGUGGUCGAGUUGAGUGUAAGAGAGUGUUGAGCUACGAGGAUACAAAACGAGUCUUCCAGUUCAUUGACAACUUUGCAGAGGCGAACGCACUUCUUCUUCCUGGUCGUGUCGCUGGAUUCAAGAGAGCAGAUCUUCGUCUUCUGCCAUCAACGAACUCGAAAGCCAGCAUUUGGAGGGACUACUACAAGCCAUCUAUGAAAAAAUUGGGUAGGCCAAUUGACCGGGUCGUUCUCUGUUCGGUUGAUGACUCCCAACAGUUUGCCUAGAAAACU